GAACCAGGCGUCUGGGCUGAGGAAAGUUGGGGUCCGAUGGCGGUGCAAGCGACGAGUGGGCUGAUUGGUAAAGGCGGCAGCUCCCAUCUCAUGCGCGUACAUCAUCGCGCGCCCACCAUUCCGUCCCGCAAUAACCAGGCCUCCCACCGCAUGCGUUGUGGGCGUUAUCUGGCCAGAGGCUGCAGCCACGGGAGAUUGAUGAGAUUGCGUUGUUUGAUUUCCUCCCCUUCGCUCUCUCCUCCCAUGUUUUCCGACGCGAUCCCCGCAUUUGUGGGGAAGUCAUGGAGCCCCCGGACGCGCGCGAAGAGAUCGAAGACUCACUUGCCCACAUCGUCCCUCACAAGCCUUUCCCGCAAUAUAUCGAUGACGCCGUAUUCCUCGACGUGAAGGAGCUCCUCAAUCAACACCCCGAUAAGCUCAUCCGGGCAUGGAGCGAGAACCCCCGCCUGUACACACUGCUGCGCAUGCUGGGCUUCGACGAUGACACGCCAGUCUUCAGCAAGUUCGACACUGAGCAGAUCGGCGACUUCUGGCUGCCAUUGGGCUCUGCCACCCUCAGCCACCUUUCCUCCUCCGUCGACAUCUCGCCCCAAGCCUUCCGCCGCACCCAGCUCCAUGUCCUCUCCAAGUCGGAUCUUAUGAGCGAAGAGAAGCUGCUCUCCUCCGUCCCCGCGCACCGACACAUACAAUAUGGAAGCUCACAUUUUGAGGAGCUGGAGAAGAUCGGGAAAGGGGGUUCUGCUGAGGUGACUCGCGUGCGUCACAAGCUGUCUGGCAAGGAGUUCGCGUGCAAGCGUAUCCUCCGUGCGGAUGUCGUAAAGGCGCAGCGAGCUCAGCUCGUCGAAUUCGAGCAGGAGGUGGGGGUGCUACAGCGCAUCAGCCACCAGCACCUCGUCAGUUUCGUGGCUAGCUUUACGGACCUGACGUCCUUCAGCCUGAUCCUGAACCCCGUCGCAAAAGACGUGUUGAAGUCGAUGUUUGAACGCCAAUCCCGCGAAGAGCCCCUUGCAGCUUCCGACAUCUCCACACUGCGUCAUACAUUCGGAUGUCUGGCUACCGCCAUCGCCUAUCUUCAUGCCGAGAGAGUCAGACACAAAGACAUCAAGCCUGGAAACAUCCUGCUGGGCGAAAGAGGUAGAGUAUACCUGUGCGACUUUGGCAUUUCGCGCGACUGGUCCAAGAGUGAGAAUUCCACCACUGAAGGCGACGUGCUGAAGUUCACUCGGAGGUACUGCGCUCCUGAAGUUUUCGGCAGGGAUCCUCGUAAUACCAAAUCCGAUAUGUGGUCCUUGGGAUGCGUCUUCCUGGAGAUCCUCAGCGUAAUCAAGGGAUAUCCCCUCGAAGAAGUCAACAAUUUCCUCCUCGAGCACAGUGCCGAUGCAAGUGCUCAAGGCCUUUGGUGCGCGCCGGACGCCAUGAACGCAUGGCUGGUCAAGAUCAGAAGUGAGAAGAACGAUUCCGCAGAUGACCUGCCGCUAGACUGGAUCACUCCCAUGAUCCGUACCGAGCCCCAGGAUCGCCUCAGCGCUUCCGACAUCGUGGACAUGAUCCACAGGCAAUCUUCCGACCUCCCACAUCCUAGUCUCUAUCUUGCCACAUGCUGCUCAAGAUCAGACAGCAUCGCCCCGAUAGAUGUCGUCGACAGUCCUACACUCCACGAACCGGUUUUUAGCGGCCUUGGCAUCAAUCACACGUUCAAGUCUCCAUCCGCUUCAACCUCAUUGGACUUGCCACAUCGAGGUAGUAGCCCUUCUUCAAUCGACAAGCGGAGCAAUGCUCCUUCAAGCAGACAUCGCGUCCCCGGAGAUCGGUCUGUAUCGCCCCGGGCUCAAAACCCGCACCGGAGAGAAAGCGCCGACACCGUCCCUUUCCCAAUGGAUCCUAUCGACAAUGGCCAGUGUGAGAGCCCCUUAGUGGGAGUACCUGGUAAUAAGCCUUCGCGCCACAUCUCUUCGCGGUCCAACAGCCACAGGACAUCAAGUCUCUUCACCCCGCCGCCUCCGGAAUCGGAAGCAUCAUCAUCAUCCGCCCCUCGCCGAUCUCCCGUGCCACCGCCGGCAAGCUUCGAGGUGAAGUGCGCGUGUGCCCCGCGGACGAAUGAGAAGCACAUCUUCAACGCUUCCUAUGCGUCUACGGGAUCAGAAAGCGACGAGGAUAUCGACUCGUCUUUCGUUUUCGAUUCUGAUAUUCCCACUAUCGACACCUGCACAAAGUGUGAGAUCGGUGAAAACAAGGUCCAAAUCUACGAGACACAGCCCCAGGAUCCUAGUGUGAUCAAUCCUCCGAUACCCAUGAUGUGGUGGAUCACCCGCCGCUUAGUCGUGAGCUACUUGUCAGGACGUCCAGAGAUGCGUCGAUGCAGUUCUUUCUGGCUCCCACUAGCUGAUCUCCAGUUCACCAUCUCUGGUAACGCAGUCACGCUACACUGGUCUGACUGUAAUCAGAUGACAGAAAGGCGAGCGGUGAAUUACGGGGAGCAAUAUGAUUGGCUCUACACUCCCAAGCAACCUAACAAUGAGGUUACGCUUGCAUUUAACGCAAUCGAGGAUGCCCAUCAAUUUGUUGACAUUGCGCGACUCCCGUACGAAGAUGGAGUAAUCGUCAGUCAUGGACGAAGGAUUGACGUGACUGAAACGUCCGAAGUAAACAUUUUUGAUAUUGGUCGGAAGGGUGUGCGGAACUAUCGCGUCGCGGCGCUUACCACCGUGUUUCCUACUGUCGCAACUUCGAAACUCUUCAUUCAGUGGCCUGAGGUCGAUCUUGACAUUCGAAUACAAGACUCCCAGCUCAAUCGAUCUGCGACAGCACCAGAUUAUCAGAUGACCGUCGAGAUGAAGAACGUAUCCACGCCAACAUAUCAAAGCGAUGUUCAAGGCGAGCCCGCCGCUGAUUACGACAGAGUCGCGAGAUUCAGCAGGGCUCGACAGCUAAAGACCAAUUUGGUGGUCAAAUUCCCGAUCGGCAUGAAGCACAGCCUCCCUACUCCUCCACCUGGUAAGUUGAUGACUCCUUCUCUAGUUCCAAUUCUAAUACAAUCCCAGCUGUGGUGGAUAUGCUUCAGGGUCUGACCGGCUGGGCGUUCCGCUACUUCGCCAUCGUCACCAAAUUCAAAACCAAGAACAAGCACUUCGGAUCGAAGAAAUACGGGAAGUCUGAUGUUCUGCUCUGGGACAAGGAAGUGGACGAUAAUGCCCUUGGAGUUAAAAGACGGGGAGCCGUAGUCACAAUUCGGUUGCAUGAAGAGGCAGACUUCCUCUGGAUGAACGGUUACAUCA
This is a messenger RNA of Trematosphaeria pertusa, 3275 nucleotides long. RefSeq names its product kinase-like protein. NCBI's taxonomy places the organism in Eukaryota, Fungi, Ascomycota, Dothideomycetes, Pleosporales, Trematosphaeriaceae. The transcript is spliced from 3 exons. The record is from RefSeq and is a predicted model, not a curated record. The coding region runs from base 282 to 3068 and encodes 928 amino acids. Gene Ontology annotation, biological process: protein phosphorylation. Gene Ontology annotation, molecular function: ATP binding; protein kinase activity.